Messenger RNA from Macrobrachium nipponense, 2053 nucleotides. RefSeq lists its product as uncharacterized. The transcript has 5 exons. Lineage: Eukaryota; Metazoa; Arthropoda; Malacostraca; Decapoda; Palaemonidae. The coding region runs from base 346 to 1965 and encodes 539 amino acids. The record is from RefSeq and is a predicted model, not a curated record.
GGACCCCUUCAGUCGCUGGUGCGCUCUGACCAAGGUAACAUCGCCGCAAAACCCUUCUCUCUCUCUCUCACACUCUUUCUCUCUCGGUGGCCUUCCUCUACCCCAACUCCGACGGACACUCUAGCAUAACGGCCCGCCACAAGCAGCACUAUACCAAGUCGUGGUCCACCCUUCAUUCGGGACUUGUAAGGAAUUUUCACAACAGCAACAACUACAACAACAACAACAACAACAACAAUAAUAUUUGUUUGUUGAGAGUUUAGCUGCGUAGAGCUCUGCGAAUUGGCCCGGUUGGUUACUUCUUCUUCUGUGUAUUCCUGUGACCUAAUUCCCAAUUACCAGAGGAUGACGGCUUUUGGCAAACCACCCACAAAGAUGGAGGAGAAGGUGGUUGGUGGCAAAGAGAAGAAAUACGUUCUCUACACCGUCGUCGGCGAGGAGCGUGGGAGGGCGGGUGCCGGGGUAUGGGUCGUCCGCGUCCUCCUGGGCACCCUGUUGCUCGUGGCCCUGGCUGUGGUACCCUACUUGUCCCUGCGGCUGGCCCAGGUCAGCGACCGCACACUUGUGGUGUUCCAGCCAGUGCCCAUCCGCAACCACUCCCUCCACCAGCAUAAUGGCGACCACCACGUAAUAGAACACGGCAAGCUCGGACACGUCGACGUCGUCAGCGUCCUCCAGAGUGCGGCCCUCACGCGCGAGAACUACACCGCAGAGCACAACAACGUCACCAAGUCCCAGCCGCUCAAGUCUAACAGCAGCAAAGCCAGCAGUGGCAGCAGCAGCAGCAGCAAAAGUAGCAGCAGCAGCAGCAGCAGCAACAGCAACAGCAGCAGCAGCAGCCACCAUGCUAGCACUAACAGCAACAACAAUAACACAGGCAGUAUCGUCACCCUCCACGAGUCAGCUGUCACACUGGCUGUGAUGGAGGACACCAAUGCCACGAGAAAGAAAGAGAACAACACAGACGGCGAUGACAAUGACCACGAGGAAGGCAAUUCUGAAAAGGCUGCUGGUCUGGAUGAGGAGAAGAAGGAAGCAGAGGAAAACACCACAACAGAGGACACUGCAGGAACCUCAGAAGCUCCAGCAUCAGUGGCACAAGUGGCUCUGAAGGCUGUGGACGCCAGUCCAUCCACACCACAGGCCACUGUGGAUAACACUACAACCACUACCAACACCACAGAAGCUCCCCACCAUGACAGCAACGCAACAUCUGUUACUCCCGCUGCUUCCACUGCUGCAGCAGUGUCUGCAUCCCCGUCCUCUGCAACUGUGUCCCAGGCUUCUGAGACUGGUGACAAGGAACCCACUGUUAAGACCAGUAAUGUGUCUACCAGUUCAAGCACAGUAGCACCAAACACCACCACUACCACAACAACCUCAACGACCACUAGCACUCGCCAUCCUCUUUCCCACAAGCUGGUCUAUGUUGCCACCACAGCCUCCGGCAACCAUGUUGGAGGAUUCUGUGUCUGGAAGACUGACAAGAACAUCACCCGCUGGUCUUACUUCUAUGAGAACAUCCCCAUUGAGUACCAGAGCCACUCAGAUUCCUCUGACCAUGAAAUGCGUGGAAUGCUGGCAGCUGUCCGCACUUGGGCCCCUCUCUGGAAUGACCACCAUGUUGUCCUGCGCUCACACCACCCAAGCAUCAAGGGCUCUGACCACCCCACCCGCCGAGCUCUUACUCGCGAACUGGAGAAGCUCUCUGAAGGCCGCUUCAGUUACGAGCUGGAAUGGCGCCUCAGGAAAACAGACCGUGUUGUCGACAUCGCCUACUGCCUCUCACGCCUCCAUCGUGACUAUGUCCAGUGGUACCGCACCUUCCAGGCACGUGUGGACGAGCUCCUGGGGCAGCAGAACUGGACCAUCGCACGCACAAAGAACAGAGCAGCCGUCUCGCAGGACGCCUUCCUCACAGACGAUCCUGAGGAUGAGGGGGUGAUCAUUCCAGGGGACAAGUGAACACUUGAGCUGAUUGCAUAAAGUCCAAAACAUAAAAUAACAAAACCUAAAAAAAAAAGAUUGUAGGAGAAAGUAAAAAAAAACAAAA